CGGAGACAAAGAAGAGAGGCGACGACCAUUCGAGGAGGGAGAGGAAAAGAAGAGAACGAUCUCUGCUGGAAGAAGGAGAGAAAAGAAACCUCUCUGUGUCUCCCUGCAAAUCUUGUUGCCACACUGAUCCCCUCGACGAAGAAAGGAGACAAGGAAAACGAGAGAAAAGGGGAGAGACCUCAGGUCAAAAAGGAAGCGAACCGACAGAGAAAAGAAGCGAACAACUCGACAGCAUAGCCAGAUCAGCAAGUAGCAGAGCAGAGGACGAGAGAGACUGAAGAGAAUAGGAGGGAAGAAUGAAGAAGAAAAGGUGGAAACGCCGAGGAGGGUAGAGACCUCUACGGUGUCGUGAGGCAACUGAUACGUCGAGAAGAACAUUAAUUUUUCGACAGGAUUUCUUCAGAUCUCCGCAGAUCGUUUUCCCUGUCUUUCUCGCUCAACGACAACUGGAAGAACCGUCAAGAAACGUCCAAAGCACACGACAACAGCCUUCCUCGUUUUUGUCCUCUUCGGUAAUCUGAGGCAUCAAGACGUACACCCGGUGGUGACCCUCUUCUUCUUCUUUCCGUGUCUUCGCCUUCAUUCCUUGUGCCCCCUGUUGCCUUUUCUCUUCUUCUCUUUUCCCUCCUGUCUGUCUGGCCGCUGGAGAGCGCGUUCGCGGUUCUCGAGAACGCGUUUUUUCUCCUCUUCGCGGCCUUUCGGAUGCUGCGCCGUCUCCGAGUGGCUGAGAUCCUUCGAGAAGAGCAGAGAGCUGCCCGAAAAAGGCAGUGCCUCGCUGCUGCAAGCUGUCUACAUGCAGAAGGUCGAGCGGAGGCACCCGGAGGUCCGGAGAAGGAGCGGAAGAGACUUCGUCCGUUCUCUGAAGAGGCGAAGGUCGAAAGAAAAACGAGGAAAGUCGGGAAGCGGAGAGAAAUCGCCGUCGACUCGCGUCAGUUUCGUUCGAUUUCGUGUGAACUGCCAGACAGCUUCGCCAGCGAGGUGGCUGACGAGAGAACAAGAGAAAACGCGGCGUUUCUUUGGAGCACAGAGGCAGAGUCGGCGAUUCUUGGGGACUCGACGCGGAGCAACUGGCCGAGCGACCCGUUUGAAAGCCAGGUCAAAGGCCAUAAUCAAGUCCUUUUCGCAGACAACAAGUCAAGGGUGACGAUCAGCAGUCGUCCAGCGUCUGCCAGACCGGCCGCUAGCGAACACGACAUGCGAGCGAUCCUCACAUAAAAUAGCAUGCAUGCUCUUGAGAGCGUUUCCUCGCAGCAGCGGCGCGUGAGUACCGCUUGCCGCUCUUCGCUUUCUCGAGGCGCUCGUCUCCUGAGUCGAAAUGCGCUAGUUGUCGGCGGAGGUACUUUCUUCUCAGCGAGAAUAAGUUGCAGGCGUCGCGGUCGACGGCCAGACAAGCGGCGCAAGACGACGCAGAGAGAACCGUCCGAGACUACAGAAGCGCAGGCUAAGAAGAAGAGAGGGAAGGAGCAAGCGAGAAGGCAAGAGAAAGGGAGAGGAAGUCUUGGAGACAGACACAGUGAAGAAAGAGCGAGAGAGGUGCAAAGAAGUGAUGGGGAGACGCUCUGUAGUUUCUGGAUUCGAUAUACACAGGGGAAGAGGUCGGC
This is a messenger RNA of Toxoplasma gondii ME49, 1601 nucleotides long. RefSeq lists its product as hypothetical. The transcript has a single exon. The coding region runs from base 703 to 1215 and encodes 170 amino acids. The record is from RefSeq and is a predicted model, not a curated record. NCBI's taxonomy places the organism in Eukaryota, Apicomplexa, Conoidasida, Eucoccidiorida, Sarcocystidae.